GACGUCAUCCGGCGUAUGCAUAAGCUCUGCUAUUGUCUUACCGCUAGAGCAGGGCUGAGGACUGCAGUCUCUGUGCUGCUGCUCUCAGACCUGCCUGCCCUGUGCUAGCUACCUAGCCCUGCCUCACUGCAUCCCUCAAGAGCCGCGGCAGCCUUUCGUUGCCUGCUGGAUUUUGAAAAGCAGCUCUUCGAUUUGGGAUGGUGUAGGAGACCUGGCUUUCCAUUCUUGAGAGAAAGCUGAAGCUCUCAGAGGAGAAUCUGGCAGCUGGACAUAGCUCGGACUGCAUUGUCUGGCUUCAUGACCCCUGCUGUGUAGCCGGCUCAUCUCUUUGCUCUCAGGAGCACAUGCACAUCUUACAUUUUCUUUCUUCCUUUUCCUUUCCCUUCUUUUAAAUUUUUUUUAAGCAGCUUCUGGAGCCAGCCAUGUUUGGUACUGAAUCUUCAUUGAGCAUGUUUUUGAACACGUUAACCCCAAAGUUCUACGUGGCCCUGACAGGCACUUCCUCACUAAUAUCAGGACUUAUUUUGAUAUUUGAAUGGUGGUAUUUUCGAAAGUAUGGAACGUCCUUCAUUGAACAAGUCUCAGUAAGCCACUUGCGCCCCCUUCUGGGAGGGGUUGACAACAACUCUUCCAAUAAUUCUAACUCCAGUAAUGGGGACUCAGAUUCCAACAGGCAAAGUGUCUCAGAAUGCAAAGUAUGGCGAAAUCCACUGAACCUGUUUAGGGGUGCGGAAUACAAUCGGUACACUUGGGUCACAGGACGAGAGCCUCUGACAUACUAUGACAUGAACCUCUCUGCCCAGGACCACCAGACAUUCUUUACUUGUGAUUCUGACCAUCUUCGUCCUGCAGAUGCAAUAAUGCAAAAGGCUUGGAGAGAGAGAAACCCUCAAGCCAGGAUUUCUGCAGCUCAUGAAGCCUUGGAGAUAAAUGAAAUUAGGUCCAGAGUUGAAGUUCCCCUAAUUGCUUCCUCUACCAUCUGGGAGAUAAAAUUGUUACCAAAGUGUGCAACUGCUUAUAUUCUCUUGGCUGAAGAAGAAGCAACAACUAUUGCUGAAGCAGAAAAACUCUUUAAGCAGGCCCUGAAGGCUGGAGACGGUUGUUACCGGCGCUCUCAGCAGCUACAACAUCAUGGGUCCCAGUAUGAAGCUCAACACAGACGAGACACAAAUGUCUUGGUCUACAUCAAACGGAGACUUGCUAUGUGUGCCCGGAGACUCGGAAGGACCAGAGAAGCAGUGAAGAUGAUGAGAGAUUUAAUGAAGGAGUUCCCCCUUCUAAGCAUGUUCAACAUCCAUGAAAACCUUCUAGAAGCUCUUCUGGAACUCCAAGCCUAUGCUGAUGUUCAGGCAGUCCUUGCAAAGUAUGAUGAUAUCAGCUUACCAAAGUCCGCAACAAUCUGCUAUACAGCGGCCCUACUCAAAGCAAGAGCCGUCUCGGACAAAUUUUCUCCUGAGGCUGCAUCUCGGCGGGGACUGAGCACAGCAGAGAUGAAUGCAGUAGAAGCCAUUCACAGAGCUGUGGAAUUUAAUCCGCACGUGCCAAAAUAUCUACUAGAAAUGAAAAGCUUAAUCCUCCCACCAGAACACAUCCUGAAGAGAGGAGACAGUGAAGCAAUAGCAUAUGCAUUCUUUCAUCUUGCACACUGGAAGAGGGUGGAAGGGGCUUUGAAUCUCUUGCAUUGUACAUGGGAAGGCACUUUCCGGAUGAUCCCGUAUCCCCUGGAGAAGGGACACCUAUUUUAUCCAUACCCAAUCUGUACAGAAACAGCUGACCGGGAGCUGCUUCCCUCUUUCCAUGAAGUCUCAGUUUACCCAAAGAAGGAACUUCCCUUCUUCAUCCUCUUCACUGCUGGACUGUGCUCCUUCACAGCCAUGCUGGCCCUCCUGACACAUCAGUUUCCAGAACUUAUGGGAGUCUUUGCAAAAGCCUUCCUCAGCACUUUGUUUGCCCCCUUGAACUUUGUUAUGGAGAAAGUGGAAAGCAUCCUCCCCUCCAGCUUGUGGCAUCAGCUGACACGGAUCUGACUCCCAUCCUUCACUUUCCACACCAUCCGCCAUCUCUUCUGUGCCAACUUCUCAUGGACCGCAAGAAAGCAUGACUUUGAAAAAGGGAAACCAUUCUGAGAUUUUAAACUGUUCAUGGACUAUCAGUUCCUUAUUAAAGGCUGGUUUUGUUGUA
Messenger RNA from Arvicanthis niloticus (Nile rat), 2181 nucleotides. RefSeq names its product suppression of tumorigenicity 7 (gene St7). NCBI's taxonomy places the organism in Eukaryota, Metazoa, Chordata, Mammalia, Rodentia, Muridae. The record is from RefSeq and is a predicted model, not a curated record.